ACGAUUGAGCACCGGCAUGACCAGUUAGGAGGUUGGGUCUAGUAUUUUGCUAGAACGGAUUUUAAACUUCCUUGAUUCGCUAUCAGCAUUCGGAAAUGACGUAGCGGUUACUGUCGUCUUGAGUAAAAAUUCUAUUAGCAGUAGAUGCUUUGAUCUUGAAGCGGAUCUUCAGCCUAGAUUCCUUCCUUAUGAAUUCUUAGUAAACAAAGGAAUAUGUCAUUUUCAGCAGCUCUUCUUUUUUAUGGCCUAUCAGCAGCUUUAAUCGUUGAUUCAACUUUUCUUUGUCCAUAUUCAGUGACAUGCUCAUGCGAUUCACCAAAGAGGAACUUCACGUUUUGUGCAGCCACUUUAACAGAUGAAGAACAUUUCUGUCAAACUUACUCUGUUUGUGAAAAAUGCAAAGCACACUUAACUCAUUGCGAAAUCUGCAGAAAUAAGUUUGAUUGCAUAAAUGAAGAGAAUGCAGAGAAAAGAUUACUUCGCACAAAACGGCAAUAUAGCGUUACGAAUGCCAGACAGAGAUAUCCUGGAUAUCCAUGUCCAGAGUUAGGAAGUCCAAAGUUAGGAUCCAUAAGAUGUAACCAAGAAAGAAACAUACGAACGUGUCGAGGAACAUGCUUGCCGGGUUAUCGUUUUGAAAAUGGUGAAAGAGAUGAUAUUGUGCUAACUUGUCAACGUGGAAGAUGGAGGCCUCUUUCCUCUUUCCCUGCAUGUGAAA
Stegodyphus dumicola is the source of this 718-nucleotide messenger RNA. RefSeq names its product clotting factor C-like. The record is from RefSeq and is a predicted model, not a curated record. Gene Ontology annotation, molecular function: serine-type endopeptidase activity. Lineage: Eukaryota; Metazoa; Arthropoda; Arachnida; Araneae; Eresidae. Gene Ontology annotation, biological process: proteolysis.